Lucilia sericata (common green bottle fly) is the source of this 827-nucleotide messenger RNA. Its product is annotated as probable oligoribonuclease. Lineage: Eukaryota; Metazoa; Arthropoda; Insecta; Diptera; Calliphoridae. The transcript is spliced from 2 exons. The record is from RefSeq and is a predicted model, not a curated record. Gene Ontology annotation, molecular function: 3'-5'-RNA exonuclease activity; nucleic acid binding. The coding region runs from base 103 to 774 and encodes 223 amino acids. Gene Ontology annotation, cellular component: mitochondrion.
ACACACAUGAUAUGUUUAUUUUAGUUAAUGAGCAUUAGUUUUUUAAUAUUGUGUUUAACGUGAUACUAAAUUAAAAAGAGUACUAGAAAAAAAGGAAAAUAAAUGAUUUCUGUAUUAAACAAAUUAUUAACUGCCAACAAAAUAUUACUCCAACUCCUGCCCAAUACAUUGGCCACAAGAAAAUUAACAAACACUUCCCGGGAAACACAAAAAAUGACCUCAAAUCAAGACUUUUGCACCGACAUUGUAUGGAUGGAUUUGGAAAUGACUGGUCUUGAUGUAAUUAAAGACAAGAUAUUAGAAGUAUCAUGUCUUAUAACGGAUAAAAACUUAAAUGUUCUAGCCGAAGGACCCUGCUUUGCCAUCAAUCAUCCGAAAAAUGUUUUUCGUGAAAUGAAUGAUUGGUGCAUUAAGCACCACAAUGAAUCGGGGUUGGUAGAGAAAUGCCUGAAAUCGCCAAUAACAAAUGAAAAAGGUGAACAAUUGAUAGUUGACUUUUUAAAACAGCAUAUACCUAAAGGCAAAUGUCCUUUAGCGGGUAAUUCGGUUUAUAUGGAUAGGUUAUUUUUACGUCAAGAGAUGCCCUUAGUAGAUGACUAUAUGCAUUAUCGUAUUAUUGAUGUUUCUACCAUUAAAGAAUUAGCACGACGAUGGAAUCCUAAAUUAUUAGAUGCAGCACCCAAAAAGAAAUUUGCCCAUCGAAGUUUAGAUGAUAUUUACGAUAGUAUUGAGGAGCUGAAAUUUUAUAGACAAUAUUUUUUUAAAGAAACUUAGUACAUGCAAUGCAAUCAAUCAAUAUAAUAAACGCAUAGAAAUAAUUACAAAAA